UUCCGGCUGAGCCACGGGAGGGUGAUGGUGUCGGCGGAGCCUCUUGUCCUCCUUGGAGGCUCGAAGCGGCUCCUGGGAGAGAGAGAGGAUGCCAAGAAGAGCACACUGGACAACAGAGAAUGAGAAUCAGCAUUAAAGUGCAAAAUAAGCCAUCAUUCAAAGUAUUUUCCAAUUCCUCUGGAAAGUUUAAAACCUCUUCUUCCUAAACAGAUGAGAGACGAGGGAAAGAAUAACAAGAACACAGUUUUGAGCUGGAAAAAAUAGAGGUCCUAUGUAUAGCCAAAACUGGCAGGCAUUAAUGAAAGCCUUUGAAGAAGGAAAGAAUGGCUUGAACCAAACAAACACCAGGCAAGAGGUCAGAAAUAUUUUUCCCUGCCUUAGAGCAGCCUCCGGCAAUCCCGCAGACUGCCUAAUGUGGAAAAAACAAAGGCAAAGAUUGCAGAUCAUAUCUGAUUGAUGCAUAAGCUGAACCACCACGUGAAAAGUCAUAUAAAUGUUUAGAGUGCCACGGAAGCUUUACUCAGAAUAGGUCUCUCGUCAUUAGUGGAAGGACCCCUAACAAAGAGAAACUCUACCAGUGCUCUCAUUGUGACAAAAGAUUUAGCAUGCACACCAAUCUGCUGAUACACAAAAGCACUCACACUGGGGAGAAACCAUAUGUGUGUCUAUAUUGUGGAAAGGGUUUUCUGCAUAAUUCCAAGCUGGUGAUACACCAGAGAACUCAUACGGGAGAGAAACCAUAUAAGUGUCCAGAUUGUGGAAAAAGUUUCAGUCAGAAUUCGAACUUGGUGAUACACCAGAGGGGACACACAGGAGAAAAACCAUAUGAAUGUCCGGAUUGUGGGAAAAGUUUCCAGCAGAAUUCUAAGCUUCUGAUACACCAGAGGACUCACACGGGAGAGAAACCAUAUAAGUGUCCAGAUUGUGGGAAAGGUUUCAAUUGGAAUUCCGAGUUGGAAGUACACCAGAGGACUCACACUGGAGAAAAACCAUAUGAGUGUCCAGAUUGUGGGAAAAGUUUCAGUCGGAAUUCCCACCUGGUGGAACACCAGAGGACUCAUACAGGAGAGAAACCAUAUCAGUGUCUAGAUUGUGGGAAAAGUUUCCAGCAGAAUUCCAAGUUGGUGAUACACCAGAGGACUCAUACAGGAGAGAAACCAUAUGAGUGUCCUGAUUGUGGGAAAAGUUUCAAGCAGAAUUCUAAGUUGGUGAUACACCAGAGGACUCACACAGGAGAAAAACCAUAUGAGUGUCCCGAUUGUGGGAAGAGUUUCAGUCAGAAUGCUAACCUGCUGAUACACCAGAGGACUCACACUGGAGAGAUACCAUUUGAGUGUCUGGAUUGUGGGAAACUUUUUAGUAGGAAUUCCAAACUGCUCAUCCACCAAAGGACUCAUACGGGAGAGAAACCAUUUGAAUGUCCUGAUUGUGGAAAAGGUUUCAAUUGGAAUUCUGACUUGUUGAUACACCAGAGGAUUCACACAGGAGAAAAACCAUUUGAGUGUCUGGAGUGUGGGAAAACUUUCAUUCGAAAUUCACACCUUGUGCAACACCGCAGGACUCACACAGGAGAGAAACCAUAUAAGUGUCCAGAUUGUGGGAAAGGUUUUUAUCGGAACUCCCACCUGGUAGUACACCAGAGGUCUCACACAGGGGACAAACCAUUUCAGUGUCUAGAUUGUGGUAAAAGUUUCAAUUGGAAUUCUACCCUAGUGAUACACCAGAGGACUCACACAGGAGAAAAACCAUAUGAGUGUCUUGAGUGUGGGAAAAGUUUCAUUCGAAAUUCCGACUUAGUGAUACACCAGAGGAUUCACACAGGAGAGAAGCUCUAUGAGUGUCUGGAUUGUGGAAAAAGUUUCAGUCAAAAUUCUCACCUGAUGUUACACCAGAGGUCUCACACCGGAGAGAAACCAUAUGAGUGUCUAUUUUGUGGAAAAGGUUUCAGUCAGAAUUCCUACCUGGUUAAACACCAGAGAAUUCACACAGGUGAAAAACCAUAUGAGUGUCCUGAAUGUGGGAAAAGUUUCAUUCGCAAUUCUGGCUUGGUGAUACAUUGGAGGACUCACACAGGGGAGAAACCAUAUGAGUGUCCAGAUUGUGGGAAAGAUUUCAGUAUUAGGUCUAGCCUUAUAAAUCAUGUAAGGUUACACACAGGGGAGAAACCAUUCAAAUGUCCAGAUUGUGGGCAGUGUUUCACACAAAAUUCCUCUCUUACCGCACACAAGAAAUUCCAUACUGGGGAGAAACUCUUUGAAUGUCCAGUUUGUGGGCAAAGUUUCAGUUAAAAUUCCCACCUGAUGGAACACCAAAUGACAAACACAGGAGAGAAACUAUAUAAAGGUCCUGUUUGUGAGAAAUCUUUCAAUCAGAAUGCCAACUUGGUGAUACACCAGACGACUCACACUGGAGAGAAACCAUGUGAGUGCCCGGACUGUGGGAAAAGGUUCAGUAAGAAUUCGAACCUUGUGAUGCACCGGAGGACUCACACUGGAGAAAAACCAUAUGAGUGCCCGGAUUGUGGGAAAAGUUUCAUCCGGACUUCCUACCUGGUGGAACACCAGAGGAUUCACACAGGUGAAAAACCAUAUGAAUGUCCGGAUUGUGGGAAACGUUUCAUUCAGAGUUCUUACCUAGUGAAACACCAGAGAAUUCACACAGGAGAAAAACCGUAUGAGUGCCUGGAUUGUGGGAAAAGUUUCAGACAGAAUUCCCAGCUGGUGGAACAUCAAAGGACACACACAGGAGAGAAACCAUAUGAGUGCCUGGAUUGUGGGAAAAGUUUCCGUUGGAAUUCCAACCUGGUGGAACACCAUAGGACACACACAGGAGAGAAACCGUAUAAAUGUAGUGAUUGUGGAAAAGGUUUCAAGCAGAGUUCUAAGCUUGUGAUACAUCAGAGAACUCACACAGGAGUAAAACCAUUUCAAUGUCCAUAUUGUGGGAAAAGUUUCAGUCAGAAUUCCAACCUAAUGAUACACCAGAGAACUCACACUGGAGAAAAACCAUAUCAGUGUCCGGAUUGUGGGAAAAGUUUCCAGCAGAAUUCGAAGCUUGUGAUACACCAGAGGACUCACACGGGAGAAAAACCAUAUGUGUGUUCAGAUUGUGGGAAAGGUUUCAAUUGGAAUUCUGAGUUGGAACUACACCGGAGAACUCACACAGGAGAAAAACCAUAUGAGUGUCUAGAUUGUGGGAAACGUUUCCAGCACAAUUCUAAGCUUGUGGUGCACCAGAGGACUCACAUGGGAGAGAAACCAUAUGAGUGUCCAGAUUGUAUGAAAAGGUUCAGUCAUAAUUCAGACCUGGUGAUACACCGAAGGAAUCACACUGGAGUAAAACCAUAUAAGUGCUCAGAUUGUGGAAAAAGUUUCCAGCAGAAUUCUAAGCUUGUAAUACACCAGAGGACUCACACAGGAGAGAAACCAUAUGUGUGUCCAGAUUGUGGGAAAGAUUUCAGUAUCAAGUCUAGCCUUAUAAACCAUGUAAGGUUACAUACAGGGGAGAAACCAUACGAGUGUCCAGAUUGUGGGAAAGAUUUCAGUUUCAGGUCUAGCCUUAUAAAUCAUGUAAGGUUACAUACAGGGGAGAAACCAUAUGAGUGUCCAGAUUGUGGGAAAAAUUUCAGUAUCAGAUCUAGUCUUAUAAAUCAUCUAAGGUCACACACAGGGGAGAAACCAUAUAAAUGUCCAGAUUGUGGGAAAGAUUUUAGUAGUAAGGCUAGUCUUAUGAAUCAUGUAAGGUUACACACAGGGGAGAAACCAUAUGAGUGUGCAGAUUGUGAGAAAUAUUUCAUUAGUAGAUCUAGCCUUAUAAAUCAUGUAAGGUCACACACAGGUGAGAGACCAUAUGAGUGUCCAGAUUGUGGGAAAGAUUUCAGUAGUAGGUCUGGCCUUAUAAAUCAUGUAAGGUUACACACAGGGGAGAAACCAUUCAAGUGUUCAGAUUGUGGGAAGUGUUUCACACAAAAGUCCUCUCUUGGUAUACACAAGAAAUUCCAUAUGAAGCAAAAUUUGAUGUCUGUAGAGGAAUCUUGAAUUUCAUUUCUCUUCUCUGGAAGCCCAGUUGGGAAAUUUAACCAUUUAAUUUCUUACAAUACAAUAAUACAAUAGCAGAGUUGGAAGGGACCUUGGAGCUCUUCUAGUCCAACCCCCUGCCUAGGCA
Messenger RNA from Thamnophis sirtalis, 4164 nucleotides. NCBI's taxonomy places the organism in Eukaryota, Metazoa, Chordata, Lepidosauria, Squamata, Natricidae. The record is from RefSeq and is a predicted model, not a curated record.